GCACGUAAGCGCCCGGAGGCGGCGGGGCUGGGCUCGUGCCCGCCGUGGCGUUCGGGAGCCGCCGCGCCGCCCCGGUGCCGCAGUUAUUCACAGGCCAUUUGCAUGAUACAGUGGCCUUAUCAUUUGAACCGCGCUUAGCUGAGCCAGGUUACCUUUGCAUCCGCACGCGGAGUUUGGUUCACACGCUUGUGUUCGAAUCUUCACUCUUCGUUGUAUGGCUUUGCAUCUUGGGGCAGCCUCUUAGCCUCGCCAGCCUCGUUGGUGAGUGGCCGUAGUGAAUACAGCUGGUGCCCAGCUACCUGGACGGUGCGCAGUCAGUAGCCGCGGACUGUGCUCCAAACCUGGAGUCGGUCUGAAGGCCGGGGCCAGAGAUGGGUUGAACGUGUUUCUGCCCUUCAUAGCAAAUGGAGUGCAGCCUGAGGCCAGAAUUCUGGGCAGAGAUGUGGGUUCACUCAGCUACAAUCAUAGCAUCACAAAUCUGGGAAGAAGCUUAGAGCCUCUCAAACCAAGGAGAUUUCUCAAAUGUCAGUCAAAGGCUAAGAACCCGCAGCUGUGGCCAGGGGGGCACAAGCCCCAGCGACUCCCUAGCAACCGAGCUGCUCGGAAGCGCUCAAGGAUCCGGAGCCUAGAGGAAACGCAAAACCGGAUGUUGACUGUUUUGCCAUAGAAACAGACGCGAAUCCGGAAGUUACGUCAGAGAAAGAGGAAGUGAAGCCGUCGCGGGUCCACGUGGGUUCUGCGCGUGUUCCCAGGUUCCGGUGGCUGGUGCUGUGAGCUGAGUGGUGGCUUCUCGAGAUGGGUCGCUCGGGAAAGUUGCCCUCGGGUGUCUCGGCCAAGUUGAAACGCUGGAAGAAAGGCCACAGUAGCGACAGCAACCCUGCCAUCUGCCGCCACCGCCAGGCCGCUCGCAGCCGCUUCUUCAGCCGGCCCUCAGGAAAAAGUGACCUGACAGUUGAUGCGGUGAAGUUGCAUAAUGAGCUGCAGUCAGGGUCCUUGCGUCUGGGCAAAAGCCAAGCCCCGGAGACGGCCAUGGAAGAAGAGGUGGCCCCCGCUCUCACGGAGAAGUCCAGCGGCACCUUCCUGAGCGGCCUCUCCGACUGCACAAAUGUCACCUUCAGCAAAGUGCAACGCUUCUGGGAGUCCAACUCGGCUGCCCACAAGGAGAUCUGUGCUGUUCUGGCUGCUGUCACUGAGGUGAUUCGCUCCCAGGGAGGAAAGGAGACAGAGACUGAGUACUUUGCUGCAUUGAUGACAACAGUGGAGGCCGUGGAGUCCCCUGAGUCUCUGGCUGCUGUUGCGUACCUGCUGAACCUUGUCCUGAAGCGCGUGCCCAGCCCUGUGCUUAUUAGGAAGUUUUCCGAUACAUCCAGAGCAUUCAUGGACAUCAUGUCGGCGCAGACCAGCAGUGGCUCUACCUCUGCCGUCCGAUGGAUCCUCUCCUGCCUGGCCACCCUUCUGCGGAAGCAGGACCUGGAGGCCUGGAGCUAUCCCGUGACCCUGCAGGUGUACCAUGGGCUCCUGAGCUUCACUGUGCACCCUAAGCCCAAGAUCCGGAAGGCUGCCCAGCAUGGAGUGUGCUCAGUCCUCAAGGGCAGUGAGUUCAUGUUUGGUGAAAAAGUCCCUGCCCAUCAUCCUGCUGCCAUUUCCACUGCCAAGUUCUGCAUCCAGGAGAUUGAGAAGUCUGGAGGCUCCAGGGAGGCCACCACUGUGUUGCACAUGCUGACACUGCUAAAGGACCUGCUGCCCUGCUUCCCGGAAAGCCUGGUGAAGAGCUGCAGCGAGACUCUCCUCAGGGUCAUGACCUUGAGCCACGUGUUGGUGACAGCCUGUGCCAUGCAGGCCUUCCACAGCCUCUUCCACGCCAAGCCUACCCUGGGCACCCUGUCGGCAGAGCUCAACGCCCAAAUCAUCACGGCCUUAUAUGACUAUAUUCCCAGCGAGAAUGACUUACAACCCCUGCUGGCCUGGCUUAAGGUCAUGGAGAAAGCCCACAUCAACCUGGUCAGAUUGCAGCGGGACCUGGGGCUAGGCCACCUUCCUCGCUUUUUUGGAACUGCAACCACCUGCCUCCUCUCCCCACACUCGCAGGUGGUGACAGCUGCCACUCAGAGCCUUCAGGAGAUCUUGAAGGAAUGUGUUGCUCCCCACAUGGCCAGCAUUGGCUCUGUGACCUCAUCAGCCUCUGGCCCUGCCCAGUAUAUCGCCAAGAUGUUCAGGGCGGUGGAGGAAGGCCUGACGUACAAGUUCCACGCAGCGUGGGGCUCUGUGUUGCAGCUGCUGGGUGUCUUCUUCCAGGCAUGUGGGAAGCAGGCCCAUCCUGUGAUGAAGAAGUGCCUCCAGUCUCUGUGUGACCUGCGCCUCUCCCCCCAUUUCCCUCACACGGCAGCUCUGGACCAGGCGGUGGGGGCUGCGGUGGCCAGCAUGGGUCCUGAGGUGGUUUUAGAGGCUGUGCCUUUGGAAAUCGAUGGCUCCGAGGAGAAUCUGGAUUUCCCACGGAGCUGGCUGCUGCCUGUCAUCCGGGACCACGUCCGGGAAACGCGACUUGGUUUCUUCACCACUUAUUUCUUACCCCUGGCUACCACCCUGAAGAGCAAAGCGAUGGAUCUGGCCCAGGCGGGCAGGACAGUGGAAUCCAAGAUCUAUGAUACGCUCCAGUGGCAGAUCUGGACCCUCCUGCCUGGAUUCUGCACGAGGCCCACGGAUGUAGCCACCUCCUUCAAAGGGCUGGCACGGACACUGGGCACGGCCAUCAGUGAGCGUCCAGACCUGAGAGUCACUGUGUGCCAAGCCUUGCGCACCCUCAUCACCAAGGGCUGUGAGGCAGAGGCUGACCGCAUGGAGGUGAGCCGUUUUGCCAAGAACUUUCUGCCAAUCCUCUUCAACCUAUAUGGGCAGCCUGUUGCAGCCGAGGACACCCCAGCCCCUCGCCGGGCUGUGCUGGAAACUGUCAAAACUUACCUGACCAUUACAGACCCUCAGUUGGUGAACAGCUUUCUGGAAAAAGCCAGUGAGAAGGUGCUGGACUCUGCUGGCUCUGACUUUACCAGACUGUCUGUCUUGGACCUGGUUGUGGCCUUGGCUCCUCACGCAGAUGAAGCUGCCAUUAGCAAGCUGUACUCCACCAUCCGGCCCUACCUAGAGAGCAAGGCCCAUGGAGUACAGAAGAAGGCCUACCGAGUACUUGAGGAGGUGUGUGCCAGCCCCCAGGGCCCUGGGGCCCGCUUCGUGCAGAGCCACCUGGAUGACCUGAAGAAGACCCUGCUAGACUCAUUGCGGAGCACCUCCUCACCUGCCAAGAGGCCCCGUUUGAAGUGCCUUAUACAUAUUGUGAAGAAGCUCUCAGCUGAGCAUGAGGAGUUCAUCACUGCCCUCGUCCCAGAGGUGAUCCUGUGUACCAAGGAGGUGUCGGUGGGUGCUCGGAAGAACGCGUUUGCCCUGCUGGUGGAGAUGGGCCAUGCUUUCCUUCGGUUUGGCCCAAACCAAGAAGAGGCCCUGCAACGCUAUCUCAUCCUGAUCUACCCUGGCCUUGUGGGUGCUGUGACUAUGGUCAGCUGCAGCAUCCUGGCCUUGACCCAUCUCCUGUUUGAGUUUAAAGGUCUCAUGGGGACCAGCACGGUAGAGCAGCUGCUGGAGAAUGUGUGCUUGCUCUUGGCUUCCCGUACCCGCGAUGUGGUCAAAUCAGCACUGGGCUUCAUCAAGGUGGCAGUAGUUGUCAUGGAUGUGGUACACCUGGCCAAGCAUGUGCAACUGGUGAUGGAAGCCAUCGGGAAGCUUUCCGACGACAUGCGGCGGCACUUCCGCCUGAAGCUUCGGAACCUGUUCACCAAGUUCAUCCGCAAGUUCGGGUUUGAGCUGGUAAAGGGGCUGCUGCCUGAGGAGUACCACAGAGUCCUGGUAAACAUUCGGAAAGCCGAGGCCCGAGCCAAGAGGCACCGUGCCCUGAACCAGGCUGCCAUGGAGGAGGAAGAGCAGGAAGAGGAGGAAGAACCUGCCCAGGGCAAAGGUGACAGCAUUGAGGAGAUUUUGGCUGACUCAGAGGAAGAGGAUGAGGAGGAUGAGGAAGAAAGGAGCCAGGCCAAGGAGCACCGGAGGCUAGCUCGACAGAGGAGCCAGGCGUGGCUAAAGGAGGGUGGCGAGGAUGAGCCUCUCAACUUCCUGGACCCUAAGGUGGCCCAGCGAGUCCUAGCCACACGGCCUGGGCCCAACCGGGGCAAGAAGAGGGACCACGGCUUCAAGGUGAGCGCCGAUGGCCGCCUCAUCAUCCGGGAGGAGGAGGACGAUGCUGCUGUGGCCAAGAUGGAGGAAGAAGAAGGAGCUAAAGGGGAAGAUGAAGAGAUGGCUGACCUGAAUGAAGACAUGGGUGUCAGGAGUAAGAAACACCAGAAACUCAAGCAUCAGAAGGAGGCUGAUGAUGAGGAGCUGGAGAUGCCGCCUCAGUACCAAGCUGGAGGCUCUGGCAUCCAUCGCCCUGUGGCCAAGAAGACUACGCCUGGGGCUGAAUACAAGGCCAAGAAAGCAAAGGGUGAUGUGAAGAAGAAAGGUCGGCCUGACCCCUAUGCUUACAUCCCUCUCAACAGAACCAAACUCAACCGCAGGAAGAAGGUGAAGCUGCAGGGACAGUUCAAAGGCCUGGUGAAAGCUGCCCAGCGAGGAUCCCAGGUGGGACACAAGCUUCGCAGAAAGGAUCGUCGGCCCUGAAGGGUCCCCCAGAGGGCUCUGUGAUCCAGUCUAAGGUCUCUCUGUGGCUCCCACGCUGCUUUGACCACAACUUUAGAUGCUCGAGGUUUUUUCUGUCACAGCCUGGACUCAAAAUGACUUGUUGGAUGGGACUUGGUUUCCAGAGAGGCACCCAGGAUUUUGGAAAUGCCAAACUGGAAUCACCCUUCAGAGCUGUCCCUAGAGCCUAGAGAUGGGAAUAUAGCCUCACUGUCUCCAAAUAGGCCAGCUGUGUUUCUUCCCCGAGUGGCCAUGUGCACCAGAGCAGACAGUUUCCAUUUCUUCCAGACUCUUGUAGCCACGUGACACUUAGCCUGGCUGUGGUCUGGGCAUAUAAGAUUUGCUGUGACCAGAUGUAGAAUAAACAUGCACCAGCAUGCACUGUCCCUAGAAACACUGUGUUUUAUCACCUGUCCCUCAAGGACAAGAACUAUGUCCAGUUAUUGACAACAGUAGCUUGACCACUUCUUGUCCAGUCCCAGCAGCCGGUCUAAGGCACUGCAGGUAGCCCUAGGUCAGGCCUAGAACUUGCCCAGGGACACCCACCUGUGUCAAGAGGUCUCCCUGACUUCACUUUACAGCCCCAGUCAGAAGGUGACAUUUGGAGGCACAGGAGGGGCAGUGAAUGAUGCGCUGGGGCGGGUCAGGCUAAGAGUUGCUUAGAGCUACAGCGUGGCUACCCCAAGCUGACCCGGCCACAGGUUUCUCCCAGCAGCUUUGUUCAGUGGUUCAUUGAAGUGUUUACUAAGCCUCACCAAGUGCCGAGUGCAGCUGAAUCAUCUAGCUUGAUCAUUAUGUCCUGUUUUUCCCAGGUAAGUACGCAAGUUGUACAAAGAUUCUCACUGUCCAGCUCUGUUGGCCUGGAACAGAGGAAGUAGUGCUGACCUCCUCUUGCCCCCGAGGUCACUUUGUUGGCCAGGGUACCCCAGUGUGUGCUUUCCCAACAGGCCUCAAGAAGCAAGGAAUCCUAGGGCUACUCCAGUAGGAGGAAUUGUCCCCUGGUAUUUGAUCCAUAGCUUUUCUCAUCUCAAAUUCUCCCUGUUUGAGAUGAGAUACCCCCACCCCACCCCACACACAUACACACAUUCAAUAGUCUCCAUUCUAGUUUCAUGCCCUUGGUUCUGAUAAUGCUCCCAGGAGGCCCUGUGCAGUUUUGUUCAUUCUCUAAAGGAGCUCCAGUUUUGAUGUGAUCCAUCCAUCCCCAAAUGAGGGGAUUUACUCCUACUGAUUUUGGAGCUAGGAAGUGGAGAGGAACCACACUUCACCCAGAGGUGGCGCUCUUUACAUGCCUUGUUCACAGAAAGUCUGGGCUUGGAAAGCAAGGAAGAUGGUCACCAAGAGGUGGCUCUUAGAAAUUUGCAGAGGGAUGUAACCAUGACCCCUGUGGUUACACUUCUGGACAAAUUAGGCCUAUCACAGCCCUUUCCUAUUUCCUUUCUCAGGAAAUUAGCCAUGUGCAGUAGGUUGCUGCAUGAAAGUAGGAAUGGGGAUGAGCCGGUUGCUCAGUGUUGAUGUCUUUAACAAAAAGUUUGAAGCCAGUGUGCUGACUGUAGCAUGCUUUCCAAGAUCUUUGUUUUCUUUCAAACGUAGGACUAGAGCUUUGUACAGUGGCAGUAUCAUAGCCAAUGAGGUUUAUCCAAGUCACGAUUAUUGCUAAUCAAUAGGGGUAGGGCUGAAGCAGGUGGCCUAGAAAGGCUGAUGUUGGUGAUGUGCUAAAUUCCAUAUUCUUGUGGAAGUAGACUUCAAAUGCAAAUUACCUUGAAGCAGAGGCAACAAUUAAUCUGCCCUAGAAACUUGAGGUGCUUGAAACAUUUGUUGUGAAAGUCAGUGCUGCUUUUGUUCCAUGGAGGGGGGGAUGGGGAUUGGGAGUAUUUAUCAAUUCAGUUUCAGGAGGGCCAUUCAGGAGGCUCAUUCAGUUUCAGGAGGGCCUCCCCCAGGAUCCAGAUUUACUACUUUGAUUUUCUCAUGCUUUUGGCAAAGUCAGAAUCAGACUUGUUCUGGCUUUCUUUUCUGGGAUCCAUCCUCACUCCUGAGAAAUGGAAGGUGGAACAUGCCUUGUGUGACUGCACCAAAACAGCAACCCUAGUGUUGACCGAGACGGUGUGCAGCAUUAGGGGUUUACAAAGGCAGUCUACUCACAUCCCCCCACCCUGGUGCCCGUGGACACAGGUGUGGCUGGUGAAAGUGACCUCAACCCUCUCUGGGAAAUGCAGCUUCUUGUGACUAUGGCAGUAGGUGUGGUGGUGAUGGUGGUGAGGGUCACUCCUGGCAGUGGCUGCUAUCAUAGGUCCACGGUCAUCUGUGCAAGCCUGCCUCGGUCCACAGGCUUUGUCGUGUUUCCCUGCACUGUUUGCAACAUGUGAGAAAAUUACUUA
Canis lupus familiaris (dog) is the source of this 7091-nucleotide messenger RNA. RefSeq names its product ribosomal RNA processing 12 homolog (gene RRP12). Bases 796 to 4698 code for a protein of 1300 amino acids. The transcript is spliced from 36 exons. NCBI's taxonomy places the organism in Eukaryota, Metazoa, Chordata, Mammalia, Carnivora, Canidae. The record is from RefSeq and is a predicted model, not a curated record.